Messenger RNA from Suncus etruscus (white-toothed pygmy shrew), 1074 nucleotides. RefSeq names its product cathepsin W (gene CTSW). Gene Ontology annotation, cellular component: lysosome. The coding region runs from base 1 to 1074 and encodes 357 amino acids. Gene Ontology annotation, molecular function: cysteine-type endopeptidase activity. NCBI's taxonomy places the organism in Eukaryota, Metazoa, Chordata, Mammalia, Eulipotyphla, Soricidae. The transcript has 10 exons. The record is from RefSeq and is a predicted model, not a curated record.
AUGGAGCUCAGGGGACCCCGUGCCUACCUCUUGGCUCUGUGGCUGGGGGGCCUGGCCCUCUGCAUCCAGGGCUCCCCCGGGGCCCAGGACCCUGGGGAGCAUCCGCUGGAGCUGAAGGACGUCUUUGCACAGUUUCAGGCUCGGUACAACCGGAGUUACGCAAAUGCUGCAGAGCACACUCGCCGCCUGGACAUCUUUGCCCGCAACCUGGCCCGGGCUCAGAAGCUGCAGGAGGCAGCCUUGGGGACUGCCAAAUUUGGGGUGACCCCCUUCAGCGACCUCACAGAGGAAGAGUUUGGUCAUCUCUAUGGGCAACCUAAGCCGACUGCUGGGAUCCCCAACUUCAACACAAAGGUAGUGGCUACAGAGUGGGGUGCAUCUGUCCCCCUCAGCUGUGAUUGGAAAAAGGCAGGCGUCAUCUCACCCAUCCGAUCCCAGGGACAGUACCAGUGCUGCUGGGCCAUAGCGGCGGCAGGCAACAUCGAGGCUCUGUGGAACAUCGCUGGGGGGGAAAAAGUGCAAGUGUCGGUGCAGGAGCUGAUUGACUGUGACCGCUGUAAGGAAGAGAAAAGUGGCUACGUGUGGGAUGCGUUUCUCACCGUCCUCAGAGAGGGAGGCCUGGCCAGCGAGCAGGACUAUCCUUUCCAGGGCGACCACGAGCGCUACAAGUGCCAGGCCACAAAGUACAGGAAGGUGGCCUGGAUCCAUGACUUCACCAUGGUGCCCAGGGAUGAGCAAGUCAUGGCGGGGUACCUGGCUGCCCAUGGCCCCAUCACCGUCCUCAUCAACAGUAAACUCUUACAGCACUACAAGAGCGGAGUGAUCAAGGCCUCGGACAGUGACUGCGACCCACAGCAAUUGAACCACUGGGUGCUGCUGGUGGGAUUUGGGAGUGUCAGGGACCCCGAGGGCACUGCAUACUGGCUCGUGAAGAACUCAUGGGGGCACCAUUGGGGGGAAAAGGGCUAUUUCCGUCUGCACCGAGGGAGCAACACCUGCGGUGUCACCAAGUUCCCAUUCACUGCCCUGGUGAAGGCACCCAACGGGAAGCGGCCAGGCCCCUGCCCUGCCUAA